GCCUGAUAAUCCUGACUUUGUUUUCGAGUUACUGAAUUUAGGUAAGUUAUUUCAUGUUUUUUUUUUUGUGUAUGCGCUCUACAUGGUAUGGGGGGGGUCGGUCAAUCCUGCGUCACCUAUUUGUAAAAUCACGAGCCGCCACUGUGUGGCUCUCUUACUAGAGGAUCAUAGUGGAGAGGCAUUAAAAGAUGAUCAAAACUGGAAAAGCUCAAUUGUCGUAUUUGCGUAAUAAAAAUUCAGCUUGGCAUUUCUGUUUGUACGACAAAGGCUAUUUCCGGAGAAAUAAAAUA
Molecule: messenger RNA, 290 nt
Organism: Acanthoscelides obtectus
Lineage: Eukaryota; Metazoa; Arthropoda; Insecta; Coleoptera; Chrysomelidae
Source: the annotation of a GenBank genome assembly